Molecule: messenger RNA, 4745 nt
Organism: Sciurus carolinensis (gray squirrel)
Lineage: Eukaryota; Metazoa; Chordata; Mammalia; Rodentia; Sciuridae
Gene: Wnt9b
Product: Wnt family member 9B
Exons: 4
Coding region: 45-1124 (359 amino acids)
Biological process (GO): neuron differentiation; canonical Wnt signaling pathway; multicellular organism development
Cellular component (GO): extracellular region
Molecular function (GO): cytokine activity; frizzled binding
Source: RefSeq, a predicted model, not a curated record
GAGCCGCGCUGGGAGAUGCUAGAGGGCGCCGCGCCGCCGGCACCAUGCGCCCCCCGCCCACGCUGGCCCUGGCCGCGCUCUGCCUCCUGGCGCUGCCCGCCGUCGCCGCCGCCGCCGCCUACUUCGGCCUGACUGGGCGGGAUGUCCUGACGCCCUUCCCGGGGCUGGGCACUGCGGCAGCCCCAGCGCAGAGCGGGGUCCACCUGAAGCAGUGCGACCUGCUGAAGCUGUCCCGAAGACAGAAGCAGCUUUGCCGGAGGGAGCCCGGCCUGGCCGAGACCCUGCGGGACGCAGCCCACCUGGGCCUGCUGGAGUGUCAGUUCCAGUUCCGGCAUGAGCGCUGGAACUGCAGCCUGGAGGGGAGGACCGGCCUGCUCAAGAGAGGUUUUAAGGAGACAGCCUUCCUGUAUGCAGUGUCCUCGGCUGCCCUCACCCAUGCACUGGCCCGGGCCUGCAGUGCCGGGCGCAUGGAGCGCUGCACCUGUGACGACUCCCCUGGCCUGGAGAGCCGGCAGGCCUGGCAGUGGGGUGUGUGUGGUGACAACCUCAAGUACAGCACCAAGUUCCUGAGCAACUUCCUGGGGCCCAAGAGAGGAAGCAAGGACCUGCGGGCACGAGCUGAUGCCCACAACACCCAUGUGGGCAUCAAGGCUGUGAAGAGCGGCCUCAGGACCACCUGUAAGUGCCACGGUGUGUCGGGCUCCUGCGCAGUGCGCACCUGCUGGAAGCAGCUCUCACCCUUUCGCGAGACGGGCCAGGUGCUGAAGCUGCGCUACGACUCAGCGGUCAAAGUGUCCAGCGCUACUAAUGAGGCGCUGGGCCGUCUGGAGCUGUGGGCACCUGCCAAGCCAGGCAGCCCCACCAAGGGCCUGGCGCCGCGGCCCGGGGACCUGGUGUACAUGGAGGACUCCCCCAGCUUCUGCCGGCCCAGCAAGUACUCACCAGGCACAGCGGGCAGGGUGUGCUCCAGGGAGGCCAGCUGUGGCAGCCUGUGCUGCGGGCGGGGCUAUGACACCCAGAGCCGCCUGGUGGCCUUCUCCUGCCACUGCCAGGUGCAGUGGUGCUGCUACGUGGAGUGCCAGCAGUGUGCGCAGCAGGAGCUCGUCUACACCUGUAAGCGCUAAGCCGCCCGGGAGCCGCCCGCCCUGCCAGGACCUCCCGCGGCCUGCUUGCACCGCGUGUGUGCACACCCCAUGCACACACCAGUGCACCCAGCGUGCUGCUCACCACUCCUCCCUCCAAGACCCUCGCCUCCCUCCACACUCAGCAGAGAGAAGCAACGCCUUGCCCCUGGACCCGAGGGUCCCGGACCUUGUUGAGAACCUGAAGCAGGAGGGAAGGGACAGGGAGGAAAACAGGGAGAGCAAGAGGAUGGCAGGAGUAGGUUAUCUGACCAUCUCAAUUCCCCGGAUGUGUGGCCUGGAGCCAUCCAGCAAACCACUGGGGGAACGCAGGGAAGGCAGUGCCCGCUGGAAGCACAGGUAGGCGUCUGUCUGGGAUGGGCCAGUCCAGUCCUCUGGCCCUGCUCAGAUUGCAGUCAGCUCUGGGUGCCUUAUGUUUGUACCCCACCAGUGGCUUUGCUGUGCUAGAGAUGGUGGUGGAAGCUACUUGCUUGGAGCAAGAAAAGCUUUCUGGGCUCCACUGGACCCAAGUUAGUUAGAUAUGUGACCCAGGUUUUUCAAAAAGGCCUGCACUGAGGCCUCAUGCUUGUCCCGACAGCUGAGUUACCCACAGCCGCCUGGCACUGCUCAGUUAGACCAGCAAGGCAGACAGCGUGUAGGAGAGCCUGUCCCAAGGUGGGACUCGGACAGUGCAGCUGAGACUGGACAGGGAGACAGUGACCCCUCCUCAUUUUCCUUGGGGGUCAAAGGAACCUUCAGUUGCAACCCAGAGGAGGGUGACAGCCUCCUGGUACCCAGUAGGGACAUGGAAGCUCAGUGUUCCAGCCUGACCUGGCAUACAUUCUGGUCAACUCCCUGUGGCUGGAGUUCUCUGGUCUAUGAGGCCCCCACACCUGCUGGUAUUUGUGACGCAGAACAACUGUUGGCUCCUGAGCUGGGAUUCAGGUUCCACUGCUACUCUUGUGGCUGCUUAUCUAAUGCAGGCUUUUGCCCUGGCAGAGACUUUGCUAAGCUUUGCUCCUCUCUUGGGCUCCUACCUGAGGAACAGAAGUGACUUUUCUAACGUCCUUGGGUCCUGUGGACCUUUCCAGGGCUACCUACCAAGGCCCUGUGUGGAAGGAGAGAAACCGGCUCGCGGCCCCGAGGCGUCUGACACUGGAGCCAGGCAGGGAGUCCCGUGGAGCAGCACGCAUCUCUUCUGCUGCAGGAUGAAGACCUCACAGGGGUCAUUUUGCUGAAGGCUGUGUGCUUUACCACAGUAGGGCCUGAGGCCAGCCAGAAGGAAGUGACCUCCUUCGGGAAGCCCUUGGACGCUUGGCCAGCCCCACCACGCCCCUCCUGUAAGCUUCCUCUCCCCCUGAACCCAGGGUUCCUGACCCUCUGCUGAAACAGGAAACUCCAGAAUCCACCAAGUGCUCAGAACCCUCAUCCAUGCCAGUUCCAGGAAAAAAGUCCCUUGGCUGGGCCCAGCAGCCUCCCCGAGACCUCCAGGGGCCUAGAGGAACCACCCUCUAGUGGCUCAGGGCAGCCUGGGGUUGCUGGAAGGAUCUUUGAUGGCAGAGGCUCCAAUAACAAGUCAAACUGACUGAGACCCCUCACUAGAUCGACUUUGCUGACCCACACAGCUGUCCCACAUCUUGGCAGGAGGAGGAAAAAAACAGCCGAGGGCCCACUUUCUAGCUUUUUCUACGUCCCUGCUGUAUUGAGACUGUUCUCAGCCCAUCUGUCUUGCUCCCCUGUGACCCCAGCUCUGCCUCCCCCCUGGCUCAGCCUUGGGCAUGAGGCAGCAGAAGCUGCACUGAAUGGAAGAGGGACUUGGGAACAACCUGGGGCCCAGGGCUCCCUGACCUACCAUCCCACCAUCUGGACCCCAACUCUGUGGCUGUCAGGGCUGGGGUUGCAGGAGGAUAAAGGGUGGACUCAGAGGACCUCAGCCAAGGCUGGCCACUUGACACCACACUGACCCCCCAGGUCAUGGGUCUGGGUGCAGACUCUGAGGCACCUCAGUUGUGGGGGCCUCUCUUGCAGCCCUCUCCCUCCCUUCCUGUCCCUUUCUUUUUCAGUUACCCAGAGAGAUCCACCUCAGCCCUGUUGGGGUCCUCAAGGACGAGAGCAGCCACUAUCCCCUCCUUCUCCAGCUUUAAGAGAAAAGCUCACAGGGUAUUUUUGUCUACCUCACAUAUAUAAAGUUUUUAGAGCAAAAGAGAAUAAUUUAUAUAGCUAAGAUAUAUGGGAAAGUAUUUAUGUUAUUUAUAUAGUUUCUCUAUUUCAUGAGCAGCAUAUAUGAGUUUGUGCUUCCCCAGAAACCCUCUGUCUUGGGAUAUAUGGCCCAGCCUGACUGGGGCCCCCCAUUCAACUGGACACCAGGUGGCCAGGAAGUCAUGAAAGCCUGUGUCCUAUGACCAUGACGGUCUGUCUUGGAGCUGGUGAGCCUUCGUCCCCUCUGUGAAGAGUCCUGCCGGGCUUGAUCUGGAUCCUCCUUGAGAUGUCUUUGUGGGUUCUCUGCCCUUCUGGGUCCCAGAACCCCUUCCUCUGCUCCAGCAAUGGUGUUCUGUUCAUAAUAAUAACGACGAGGAUGAUGAUACCUGGCGUUUGUGAAGCACUUUCAAUUUUCAGAAACACUCUGUCUCCUUGAUCUCACUUGCUUCCUUCAUUAUCCCUGGGAGGUAGAUGGGCCCACAUUACUGUGCCCAUUUUCUAGAUGAGGCACAUCUUCAUUUUCCAGAAGAGACUUGUUCAGUGACAUGUAGUGAACGUCUACCUGGGCCAGACACUGUGGGAGCCGACUUACCCUGAGCUUGGGCCCCAAAGUCUAGAGCCAUCCUGAGCCCAAGGACUCAGGGAAGUGACCUCUUUCCUGGCCUCUUGGAUCUGGAUGGUAGGUCAGCAUUUCCUCCAAGUUGAGUCCCAUGGCUCAAAGACUGGGACUGCCCAAGAGGCCUGCAGAGACGAGGUCCCCAAGGUGGUCAUUCCAGGGGGACCUUCUGCUCAUUGCCCUAGAAGGUCAGGCUACACCACUGGGCCCCUCCUGGCCCACAGAUGUGUUCUGUUUGCUCUCAUUUGUGUUUUUCCUUUAAAAAGGAAUUGCUUUCUGGAUUUUUCUUGAAUAAUCAGUUACACUGGGCAAACUAGGCCUGCAUUCCCUCCUGGCUGCAGGGAACCAGCACAAGGGACCCCUAUUAGACAGGAUGCAUUAGGGGUCCCCAACUUGCAACGCUUCCUGUCCCAGCCUUCCUCAUUCAUGGAUGCCUGACUCGCGUGAGCAGAGUCUGUUCCUGGCCUAGAUAAGACCAGCAACCCUGCAUCCUUGUUGCCUGUCAGACGAAGGACACACAGACCUACACCAACCCUGGGGAUUAUUUCUUGCCCUUUAAAGUUUCCUUUCCCAACGACCAUGAACCUCCAAAGCUUUUUAUCCCAACACAUUUUAGAAUUAUGAUGGGAAUUAGCGUUUAUCGAGUGCUUGAUGGAUUCAUCCUUUCAAGCAGCCAUUCUUUAGGGAGCUCCUACUGAAUGCAAGGUGCCACCCUAGGAGCUAGGGUGCAGCAGUGUAUGAGACCAAGUCCCAGCCGUAUGGGGCUGACAUCCUGGUGGGGAAGAAAGACAAUAAACCAAUAAACUACA